Striga hermonthica is the source of this 1005-nucleotide messenger RNA. The record is from the annotation of a GenBank genome assembly. Lineage: Eukaryota; Viridiplantae; Streptophyta; Magnoliopsida; Lamiales; Orobanchaceae.
AUGCCGCAUAGUUGUGGAAAAUCAUUUCAACUUUUCAUCCAGGAGGAAAAAAGAUACUGCAAUAAGAUGGCUACUGUGGGUGGAAUGAACGAUUUGUCAUCAGAAAUGGAGGUCGAUGCUUUUAGACGUCUUUUUCCUUUACGUUUUCACGAGCGUCACCUUCUUGAGUCGAUUAGGCAGGAUGGCCGGCCACUUGGCAGAGCUAGAGACACUACACUUGUGCUUGGAGCUGUUGCUUCUGCUAAUGGAUCGGCACUAGCAAAGAUAGGUUGCACCACUAUGUUGGCUGCCAUUAAAAUGGAAGUCAUGACUCCGACUGUCGAGGCACCUGAUGAGGGCUGCAUAGCCAUUGAUUUCCACAUGCCCCCCAUUUGUUCUCCACUUGUUCGGCCUGGAAGACCAGCAAAGAUAGCUCCAGUGUUAGCCAAACAAUUAUCCGACACCAUUUUGAGGCAAGGGAUUAAACUUUUUUGGGUUUCUGGCAUGCUUAAUCUGAAAGAACUAUGUUUAGUGGCUGGCAAAGCUGCCUGGAUGGCAUAUUUGGACAUAUACUGUUUGGAUGCUGAUGGUGCCCUUUUCGAUGCAGCUUUGCUUUCUGCAGUGGCAGCCUUCUCACAUUUGCAAAUCCCGAUAGUCUCUCUCAAUGAUGACGGGCGGAUAGUUCUUGUACCGGAGGGUGGAAAAGGAGGAGCCAAGAAGCAAAGAGAACCCGUCAAUAAAGACAAGAGAAAGCUCAAGUUGAAUGUUGUACCAUUUGCAUUAACAUGCGUACUUCACAAGGACUACAUUCUGGCGGACCCCACCUCUGAAGAAGAGUCGAUCAUGGAGACAUAUCUGACGGUGGCAAUUGACUCAUCUUUUCAGCUUGUGUCGUUUAAUAAACCUGGUGGACCAGGUCUGGCACAUACAUCGGCUAUCCAGGACUGCAUAUCGUUGACGAAGCAACGAGUUAAAGAACUUGAGAAGAUCUUGAAUGAAGCAAUUUCUGAUAUGGAAGUCGACUGA